Cajanus cajan (pigeon pea) is the source of this 1125-nucleotide messenger RNA. The record is from RefSeq and is a predicted model, not a curated record. Lineage: Eukaryota; Viridiplantae; Streptophyta; Magnoliopsida; Fabales; Fabaceae.
UUAAAAAAAAUAUCUAACAUGUAUUUUUAAAUAGUUGAAAGUAUGACCAAUAGGGUUAAUUUAAUGGUUGAAGGAGAAGGAGUUGGGUAGUAGAACAUAAAAAUCUAAGUUAAAAUUUUUAUUGCAACUAACUUUGUAAUUUUCUCUUAUGAAAACAUUAAAUAUAAUAUACUUAAUAUUAAUUAAUUAAUAUUUCAAAUAUAUCUUUAAUAAAAUAAGAUCUAUUUAUAACAAUUUAUUUCAAUUAUUAUCUUAACAUAAAUAUUACAAAAGAUUGGUUUUUAUUAAUGUAAGACAUAAUAUAAGUUUUGUAAGAUAUGACUUUGAAGGGAGAGAAGCUUUGAGGACCUAAACACUUCUCUUUCUUCUUCUCAAAUUUUUAAGGAAAAAUUCAUGCUUGGAGACUUUGUUUUCUUCUUCUCCAAGACUUUGUAGCUAGGGGUGAUUCAAAGCAAUUUGGAGAUGAGAAUCUCAUGGAGUAAGUGCGGAGGUCGGGUUGUUGGAGCUUGGAGCCCAUUUCCUUCUCUUUCUCUUCUAUCUCAGAGUAGCUCGGAGUUCUUCCUAGGUUUCACUCCAUUUCAAGGUAUCAUGGGGAAGAACUUGUGGCGUGAGCUAAAGCAUCGCUACAAUAUUACCGAGCUCGAGGUCCCCGAGCUUCGAGAGGAAGAUGCUUCCCCCUUGAAAGUUAACCGAAAAAGAAAGAGGGGAGCGAAGGAGGUCGGGGGGACCUCUGCCCCUCCAGACGCCGAGGAGGUGACCUCCAAGGCAGCCGAUGCUGGUGCAGUGGACCUUAUCGAGAGUCCAUCGCCCAAGGGGGCUCCUCAGGUGGCCCCAGAGGAGGUGGCUCAGACUGCUGAGCAGGUUGCUCAAUCUGCCGAAGUGGAGAUGCUGCCUAGGCGGCGACCCAGGCUGCUGGGCAGGCCGCCCAGGCUGGCUGCCGAGGUGGUGGCUCCAGCCACCGAGCAGGUUGCCCAUGCUGCUGAGGCGAGGUCGGAGGUUCCUAUCGCGGACUUUCUAGUUGCCGAGCAGGGGGCACCGGCUUCCGCCUCUGUCGAGGCUCGGCCUCUAUUUUUCUGUUCCUUGAAUUCAUGUAUUGAACUCGGGUUUGAACUCGUCCUCGGAUAG